This is a messenger RNA of Syngnathoides biaculeatus (alligator pipefish), 1063 nucleotides long. Its product is annotated as parathyroid hormone/parathyroid hormone-related peptide receptor-like. The transcript has 3 exons. NCBI's taxonomy places the organism in Eukaryota, Metazoa, Chordata, Actinopteri, Syngnathiformes, Syngnathidae. Gene Ontology annotation, molecular function: G protein-coupled peptide receptor activity; parathyroid hormone receptor activity; peptide hormone binding. The coding region runs from base 26 to 568 and encodes 180 amino acids. Gene Ontology annotation, biological process: adenylate cyclase-activating G protein-coupled receptor signaling pathway; intracellular calcium ion homeostasis; cell surface receptor signaling pathway. Gene Ontology annotation, cellular component: plasma membrane. The record is from RefSeq and is a predicted model, not a curated record.
ACUGCUGAAGUCCACACUGGUGCUGAUGCCGCUGUUCGGCGUACACUACAUAAUAUUCAACGCCAUGCCCUACACGGAAGUCUCCGGCAUCCCCUGGCAGAUCCAGAUGCACUACGAGAUGCUCUUCAACUCCUUCCAGGGCUUCCUCGUCGCGAUCAUAUACUGCUUUUGCAACGGCGAGGUGCAAGCGGAGAUCAAGAAGUCGUGGAGCCGCCGGACCCUGGCGCUGGAUUUCAAGCGCAAGGCGCGCAGCGGCAGCAACACGUACAGCUACGGCCCCAUGGUGUCGCACACCAGCGUCACCAACGUGACCGCCCGGGCGCCGCACGCCCUCCACCUGACCACCCGGCUGGGCCCGGCGCCGGUCAACGGCCACCGCAACCUGCCCGGUUACAUCAAAAACGGCUCCGUGUCCGAGAGCUCGGCGCCGUCGUCGGGCCACGAGCUUCACUCGGCGCCCGAGGAGCACGCCGCCGCCGCUCACCCGCAGCAGCCGUGCGAGGAGGCCGAGGAGGAGAAACCGUCGCCGGUGGUGGUGGUGGAGGAGGAGCGGGAGACGGUCAUGUGACACCCCCCCCAUAAAAACGUGGACCCCAAAUGUCGUGGCCACCACACUUGGAACUGCCACAGAAUGUGCAACAGUCAAAAAACAGGCUGUAUUUUAAAAUGAUUUACAUCCACUGCCAUCAUUUUACGUUUUGUUUUUUUUGUACAUUCUUUUGUUGCAUCAAUAAGACUAAAUAAUUCUUGCUGUGAAACAGCGUUAAGCUCGCAUGGAGAUUUUAUUUUUUUUUUUUUAAUCGAUUUCAAGGGAAGGCACUCAGGUCAUUCGAGUUUGCUUUUGACUUUUCAACAAUUUGGCGUUUAUCAAGACUUUUGUCCGAAAGGAACAAUUUUCCGCUCGGUGUGACUCCUUUCCCGCAACACGACUUUUUGUUCCGACUUGGCGUCACCGAGAAAAACCCUCUGAAAAGCGUCCCCCCCCCCCCCCCCCCCCGCAUGUCCUUUCUCGCAAAAUCGUCAAUUUUUAGACAGCUGCUUUGAUGAUGUUCUUACGAGUCAC